Triticum turgidum subsp. durum (durum wheat) is the source of this 1185-nucleotide messenger RNA. Lineage: Eukaryota; Viridiplantae; Streptophyta; Magnoliopsida; Poales; Poaceae. The record is from the annotation of a GenBank genome assembly.
AUGGAGGAGAAGGUCGGGAUGGCCAAGCUUUGGGCGCUUUCCAUUGUCGUUUUGGUCCUCGCGGCGGCGCCGGGCGUACCGGCGGUGCCUAUCACCCUCAUCACAUCCGCCGUCGACAAGGGAGCCGUGUGCAUGGAUGGGACGCCGCCGGCUUACCACAUGGAUCCGGGGUCCGGUGCAGGGAAGAAGAGCUGGAUCGUCAACCUAGAGGGAGGCGGCUGGUGCGAGAACGUGACGGCGUGCAUGUACCGCAAGGGGAGCCGCCUCGGGUCCUCGAAUCUCAUGGAAAGGCAGCUCGAGUUCCGUGGCAUCCUGAGCUCCAACCCCGCCGAGAACCCUGAUUUCUACAGCUGGAACCGGGUGAUGGUCCGCUACUGCGACGGCGCGUCCUUCGCCGGCGAAGGCUACGACGCGGGCUCGAGGGUCUACUUCCGGGGCCAGCGCAUAUUUGACGCCGUCAUCCAGCACCUCCUCUCCAUUGGGAUGUCCUCCGCGGAUCAGGUGCUGCUGGCGGGCGGCUCCGCCGGGGGCCUGUCGGCAAUACUGCACUGCGACCAGUUCGGCGCCUUCUUCGCCGGCCGGAGCACCACCGUCAAGUGCCUCGCCGACGCAGGGCUCUUCCUCGACGCCGUCGACGUCGCCGGUGGGCAUACCUUGAGAUCCUACUUCGGAGGCGUCGUGGCCACGCAUGGGGUGGCGCAGACCCUGCCGAGGAGUUGCACCGGUCGUCUCGACGCCACCUCGUGCUUCUUCCCGCAGAACAUAAUCGGCAGCAUAAAAACCCCGACCUUCCUGCUGAAUGCAGCCUACGAUACAUGGCAGAUCCAUGAAAGCCUGGCCCCGGACGUGGCCGACCACGGCGGCGCCUGGCGAGCCUGCAAGUCCAGUCGUUUAGCCUGCAACGCAUCCCAGAUGAAAGUCUUGCAAGGUGCAGCUUUCAGGGAGCAGAUGGUGGGAAUUGUGCAAGGCGCCUUCUCCCGCUCCAAGGGCAAUGGGUUCUUCAUAAACUCGUGCUUCACGCACGGCCAGUCCAAGGUCCCGGCUACUUGGAAUGCAAAUGGCUCUCCUACCAUUCACAAUAAGAGUAUCGCGAAAUCUGUGAGUGACUGGUACUUUGGCCGGGCUGAAGUGAGGGCCAUCGAUUGCCCCUACCCCUGCGACCACACAUGCCACAACGACAUAUGA